AUGCCAAGCACCAAGAACCUCCCUCUCCUCCUUAUCAUGAUCAUCAUCAUCAUGGCUACAUCCUCCACUUUGCUUCCAUCACUUACGGAGGAGCAAAACCAAAUCGCAGCAAAAAUCAUAGACGCAAUGAUCUCUGGCGGAAGUUUCGACGAUUGGAGCGAAGCUUUCCUCGCCACAAACGACGAGAUAAACGGUCCAAUACUCAAUUCCACUCUCUUCCUCCCCAAAAACUCCGUCGAAGGAAUCAACGCCACGUCACCACAGGUUGCUUCUUACCACAUCGUUCCACAAUGCCUUGACUUCUCCGACAUAAGCCUAAUGAAGCCUUUCUCUCGCCUCCCCACGCUUCUCUCUGGAAACUCCAUCGUCUUGACCAACAAUUCAGCUUCCGGUUUUGCCCUCGAUAGCGUUCUCAUCUCCGAGCCAGAUCUCUUCGUCUCUUCUUCCAUUGUUAUCCAUCGAAUCGCUUCCCCAUUUAACUUCUCUCGUUAUGGUGGUGGCAAUAUGUAG
Microthlaspi erraticum is the source of this 510-nucleotide messenger RNA. The record is from the annotation of a GenBank genome assembly. Lineage: Eukaryota; Viridiplantae; Streptophyta; Magnoliopsida; Brassicales; Brassicaceae.